AUGUACAUAGAUAACAACAUACCAUUUCUUUCAGAGCAGAGGAAAUCCAAUCCGACAAUUGAUUUUGUUAAUUUUAGAAGCUGUUGCGUUACCUUCAUCAAGCAUGUUCCAGAUAAUCAGGGUGCGACAAGCCGGAGGUUUGUGUCAAUUCAAAUUACAAUUCACACUACUUUUAACAAUGAGAGUCAUUUCUUGUGCUAUUUGUGUUCUGCUUACUACAGCUAUAUGGGAGAGCGUGUAAGUUAUCACAGUGAUUUGUAAAAAAAUUAUAUUUGUAAAAUCUCAGCGAGAUUGAAAUGAGUAAUUCCAACGUUUUCCUGCAUUCGUCAAUCUGGUCCGAACUUCAUCAGGGAAAUUAAUCGAAAUUAACAUAACAACAGUGGUUUAUAUAGAAA
This is a messenger RNA of Trichobilharzia regenti, 395 nucleotides long. The record is from the annotation of a GenBank genome assembly. NCBI's taxonomy places the organism in Eukaryota, Metazoa, Platyhelminthes, Trematoda, Strigeidida, Schistosomatidae.